AUAGCAAGUAGAAUCGAAAUCGCCUUUUUGACAGCUAACAUAAAAAAUACUGUUUAACUUAAACUUGAUGAAUGAAUGCGUUGAUAUUUCCUACUGUUGCACCUACAUCGAGGCAUAUCGUUGCGGAGGUUCAUUCGAUCGCGUCAAUCCUCUGGAACGUUUCUGCGGAGAGUAACGUAUGCUCUGGAGCUAGUAAUGCUGUCUUAGCUGAAACGUUUCAGCUGCAGUGAAGAAAAUACAUUUUCAGUUUUAUCGAAACUCCCCGGUGUAUCGGCGCCUGGCUAGCGGGAGGCGGAGCAUGCGUGUGAGAUCAGAGAUCAGAUUGGACGUGGAGCUGUGAUGCGUGCGGCGAGCUGCAGGAUGAACGUGGCGGCCAUUCUGAAUGGCCUGCUGGUUUCGGUGGUGGCAGCACUGCUCUGGAAGUACGUGAGGCUAAGCGAGCACGCUGCAGUACUGGAGGAGGAGCUGCAGCUGACCCACCAGUCCCAGGAGCUGUCCCAGGCCCGGAUAGACUACCACGCCGCUCUGCUGGCCCUCCAGGAGCAUGGCACCCGCAUGGUCUGCACCGGCAAGAUGCACACUGACCGCAUCUGCCGCUUCGACUACCUGUGCUACUGCACCGAGGCCGAAGAGUUUGUCUUCUUCCACAGCAACUCCUCCUUCAUGUUGCCCAACCUGGGGCCCCGGCGCUUCCAGCCGGCCCUGCUGGACCUGUCCUCUGUGGAGGAUCACAACACCCAGUACUUCAACUUCCUGGAGCUGCCCGCAGCUGCCCUCAAGUUCAUGCCCAAGCCUGUGUUUGUCCCUGACGUCACCCUCAUCCUCAACCGGUUCAAUCCGGAUAACCUGAUGCACGUGUUCCACGAUGACCUGCUGCCCAUCUUCUACACCAUGCGGCAGUACUCAGACCUGGACGAUGAGGCCCGCCUGGUCUUCAUGGAGGGCUGGGGUGAGGGCGCACACUUUGACCUCUACCGCCUGCUGAGCAGCAAGCAGCCACUUCUCAAAGAGCAGCUGAGGAACUUUGGCAAACUUAUGUGCUUUACUAAGUCCUACGUGGGCUUGUCCAAGAUGACCACAUGGUACCAGUACGGCUUCGUCCAGCCACAGGGCCCCAAAGCCAACAUCCUGGUCUCUGGGAACGAGAUCCGGCAGUUUGCCUCAUCGCUGAUGGAGAAGCUCAAUAUCACCACGCGAGGAGAGGAGAGCGUGGCGGAGAAAAAGGAUGAGUACUUCGUAGUGUUCAGUCGCUCCAUCAACAGACUAAUCCUGAACGAAGCGGAGCUGAUCCUGGCGUUAGUGCAGGAGUUCCAGAUGAGAGCCGUGACGGUAUCUCUGGAGGAGCAGAACUUCCCCAGAAUUGUCAAGGUCAUCAGCGGGGCCUCCAUAUUAGUCAGCAUGCACGGGGCCCAGCUGGUCUCCUCUCUCUUCCUCCCCCGGGGGGCCGUCGUAGUGGAGCUCUUCCCCUAUGCGGUCAACCCAGAGCAGUACACUCCUUACAAAACCCUGGCCUCUCUACCAGGCAUGGACCUGCAGUAUGUGGCCUGGAGGAACAUGGUGGAGGAGAACUCUGUGCCCUACCCAGAGAGGCCCUGGGAGCAGGGAGGUAUAGCCCACCUGGAUAAGGAAGAGCAGGAUCACAUCCUGACCAGUAAGGAAGUACCUAGACACCUGUGCUGCCGCAACCCUGAGUGGCUCUAUCGUAUUUACCAGGACACCAUAGUGGACAUACCUUCUUUACUAGAGGCUCUCAGAGCGAUUGUGAAAACCAGGCCCAACCUGAAGAAGGCCAAGCCUGCCAGCACGGUCCACCCGGGCCGGGUCAGAGAGCCCCAGUGCCAGACGUCAGUCCAGGCCACCAACGAGGCCAAGCUGACUGUGUCCUGGCAAAUCCCCUGGAACCUGAAGUACCUGAAGGUCAGGGAAGUGAAGUACGAAGUGUGGAUCCAGGAGCAAGGAGAGAACACGUACAUGCCUUAUAUUCUCCCCCACCAGAACUAUACCUUCUCUGAAAACAUCAAACCCUUUACGACGUACCUGGUGUGGGUGCGCUGCAUCUUUAACAAACACCUCCUGGGGCCCUUUGCCGAUGUACUCAUGUGCAGGACAUAAUUUGAGUUGAUAUUUACAGUUUCAAGUAUGUGACUGCUUGUUCCAGAUGAUCAGAUAUUGGGGCUGUGGAUUAUUGAAGGUGAUGCUAGAAAGGUUCUGUAUAAUUUCAGCCAGUAGUUUUGAAAGUAGCGCUCACGAGCCAAAAUGGGUCCCAGAAAAGUGUGCACAAUUGUAUACGAUGUCAUCCAUUUUGUAUGAUAUGUUACGUCCUGCACAAUAAAUGUAUGUUUCCUACAAUUCGUAUGAUAUGUUACGAAUUUGUAAGUGCUUAAGAUCCCGUUCAAUCUCGUUAAUAUGAAAAUCUGUGAUUGAGGAUCGUCUCCGAUUUGAGGAUAGUUGAUAUGAUGUAAUCUGUAUCUAGGAUGAGAGACUGUGCUGUUUGAUGAGACAACCAUGUCCUCACAGAGAGUGAAAUGCAAUGGAAAUUCAAUGGCAUUUAGCAUGGGACGCAGGAACACGAGUCACGAUUUAAGGAUGCAUUGUCUGUACCAUAGGCAGAAAGUACUAUACAAAGUGUAUUUUUGAGAUAUAGGAAUUUCUUUAAUAUACUUAUUAAUAUACUUUUUCAUUAGUCUUAAACACUGAACCUAUCUAUACCUGUACUUAUUUGAGUAUGUAAUGUAGGUUUUCAGCAAAGCCCAGAUUUGAUUGGUUUGUGAUUUGUUAUCUGAUAAAUCACAACUUUGUGGCUUAGCCUACCCUCCUGCACAAAGUUGUAGUUUUGUCAUGUUGCCUUUCUAAUUGGCAAUUUCCAUAGUUGUUUGCAGAAUGUUGCCAAAACCUUAAAGGGAUACUGUAAGAUUCUGGCAAUUUUCCACUUACCCAGAGUCAGAUGAACUCGUGGGUACCAUAUUUAUGCCUCUGCGUGCAGUAUGAAGGAAGUUAGAAGUAGUUUCGCGAGCCAAUCCUAACUAGCAUUAGCACAAUGACUGGAAGUCUAUGGGUAUCUGCUAGCUGGGUAUCUGCUUCAGGCCUGGACAAUUCCAGUCCUCAGGGGCCUAAUUGGUGUGACACUUUUCCCCCAUCCCUAGCAAACACACCUGAUUUUAAACUAAUUACAUGUUUAACUGAAGCUCAUGAUUAGUUGAUUAUUGGAGUCAGGUGUGUUAGCUGAGGGAAAAGUGUGACACCAAUCAGGCCCCAGAGAACUGGACUUGCCCAGGCCUGCUAGCUGCAGAUACCCAUACACUUCCAGUCAUUGCGCUAACUCCAGUUAGCAAUUAUGCUAGGGCUAGUUAGCAACUUCCUUCAAACCGCAAUCAGAAACAUAAAAAGGGUGUCCAUGAGUUCAUCUGACCCUGGGGAAGUAGAUAAAGGGCCCCAUUGCCAAAAUCCCGAAGUAUCCCUUUAAGAGAAACCAAAGUGAAUUUGAAAAUGUGGUUCCAGUACCAUUAAGUAUGUGUUAUUAGUUGUAAUUGAAUUAUCUUGUGCUUCAUUGAGGCUUUAAUAUUAAUUCAAGGCGGAUAAAAACUUUCAAAGAGUGUGUCCAGGAAAAUAUGUUGGCAGUUUUCUAAAGAUGCUGACUAAAACAUGCAUUAUUCCUUCAAAUGUAGCAGUAUUUAAAGAACAGUGUUCCUCUAAAUUAAAAUAAAGAGAAUCUAUUAUGUAUUUAUGUGAAAGGUUCUGUAGCUAUGCGGUGCAGUUGCUAGAUAUGCGAGGGUUAGUUCUAUUUCUUUCAGAAAAACUGGAGCUUCUUUAAUCAGUUUCUUUGUCAUUGCCCUGUGUGUCAAAAGAUAAAUACAAAAAAGUUCAUGUCACUUCAGUGUCCCCAUUACAGCAAUUCUGAGUUCAAUUGUCCUAUUUUUUAGUUUUUUUAUAAAGUCCACACAGUUGCAGAAAAUGAUCAGAAUUUCUUACUUACUAUUAAUCGGUACCAUUUCUGAUUGUGAUCAUAGAAAAUUUGCGCAGGUUAUAUGCAUGCAUUAACUUGUGAAAUAAUUAGCCUGUGAUGCUUUGGUAAUGACUACUAUGCCCUGAAUCAAACUGGAGGAAUAACCCAUUCUAUGGCUCAUCAGUGCUGCUAACCAUGCGUGGUUCAGUGACUGUAUCCCAAAUGGCACCCUCUUCCCUUUAUAGUGUACUACUUUUGACCAAGAACUAUAAAGGUCACCAGAGCCUAAAAGUAGUGUUCUAUAGGGAAUAGGGUGCCAUUUUGGGACUCAGCCCAAGUUUAUAUGAUGGUGUGCAAUGCUGCCUGUUACAUUUCAUUGCCUUGUGGUGUGCAAAACCAAAGUAUGACUAGCUUCCCAGUAUGUACCAAGCCCUCAGAGUAAGUGCUGAUGUAGGAUCAGCUGCAGCCCUCCUGUCCUACUAAGCGUAUAUACAUUGCCUUCAGAAAGUAUUUACACCCUUUGACUUUUUCAACAUUUUGUUGUUACAAAGUGGGAUUAAAAUGGUUGAAAAAAAACGUACAAUUAAAUCCAUCUACAAAUAAUCAAAUGUCAAAGUGGAAGAAAAAUGACACUAAUACAGUAUAUCUUUAUAAGUAUUCAACCCACUUAGUCAAUACAUGUCUCUCUGGGCAAGUCUCUAACAGAUUUUCACACCUGAAUUGUGCAACAUUUGCCCCUUUAUUCUUUUCACAAUUCUUCAAGCUCUGUCAAAUUGUUUGUUGAUCAU
Molecule: messenger RNA, 4731 nt
Organism: Salvelinus namaycush (lake trout)
Lineage: Eukaryota; Metazoa; Chordata; Actinopteri; Salmoniformes; Salmonidae
Product: protein O-linked-mannose beta-1,4-N-acetylglucosaminyltransferase 2
Exons: 2
Coding region: 340-2112 (590 amino acids)
Biological process (GO): protein O-linked glycosylation via mannose
Cellular component (GO): endoplasmic reticulum
Molecular function (GO): protein binding; protein O-acetylglucosaminyltransferase activity
Source: RefSeq, a predicted model, not a curated record